This is a messenger RNA of Owenia fusiformis, 1754 nucleotides long. Lineage: Eukaryota; Metazoa; Annelida; Polychaeta; Sabellida; Oweniidae. The record is from the annotation of a GenBank genome assembly.
AUGUGGUGGAUGGGAAUAGUCAUUAUAGUCCAAACAUACACGGCCAACCUGGCAGCGUUCCAAACAGCAAGCCGACUUAUCACUGGCAUCAACGAUAUCGAAGACCUUGGUACACAAACUAAAAUCAAAUACGGAACCAACGAAUUCGCAGCCCCAUAUGAAUUCUUCAUGGUCAGUAAGAUAACACUCUACCAGGACAUGAUGUACUUCAUGGAACACAAUGGAGGAUUUGUAAACAACACGAUGGAUGGCGUGAAAAGAGUUCGUCAAGGUAACUAUGCAUUUAUUUGGGAUGACGUCGUCUUGGAUUUCAUAGCACAAAGUGAGCCAUGCAACACAGUCAAAACAGUUGGCAGAAGGUUUGGCAAAAUUGGCUUUGGUUUAGGUUUACAGAAGCGCUCUCCGUAUAAGCAUGAACUAUCGUCUCAUAUUAUGCAACUACGAGAGAUAGGUUACAUUGAUGAAAUAAAGAAAAAAUGGUGGGUGGACCGCAGUGAAUGCAAAGCCGCUAAAGCAUCAGUUGACACAUCUGAAGAAGUAGCAGCUGCUGGUGGACAAUUGGGGAUAUCUCAUAUGUUAGGAGUUUUCUACAUAAUUUAUGGAGGUCUUGUCACAAGUGUUGUUGUCAUGGUGUUGGAAUGGAUCGUUGCUUCGGCGACAAGUACAUCAAAUAUUGAUUCUACAAUAAUGCAAAACCAAAAUCCCAAUUCUUUCAAGGAUGCACUCAAAUUAAGGCUUAGAUUGUUAUAUCAAGAUAUAAGAGAUGAUUGGUUACCUACUAUUCCAUAUUGCUGGAGACGACGUGACAAACAAAAACAGUCGGGACGAGAAGAGCUUGUUGAAAUAAAUAAAGAAUAUCAAGAGUUUCAAUACAGAUCCCGAAUUAGCAUGGCAUCUGUUUUAAGCGAUACAACCAUGCAUAUUGCUUCUUCAUCUUACGAUCACUAUGCACGAAAGAUAUCCUGUCAAUCUCCAGGAUCAACACAUUUAGGUUUACCUAACAUGCCAACAGUGUCAACUAUAAAUGGAACUAAUUGAGCUUUUGAAGCCAGAUAAAAAAUAUGGCGGAAGAUAACUACUGGUGAUUCAAAAGUCUUAGACGCCCCCUGUUCUGGAGUUUCUUAAUAUCACGCCCGGUGAUCGUACAAAAUGGAUGGAGGGGGGGGGGGGCAAUUUCUGCAAGAAAACUCAACAAAUUUCGAGGUUUCAUUUUUUCAAGAGAAAAUUUACAACUGAAUUGUCAAAUGAAUAGCCACAGUGCAUGCCAAAAUAUGUUAGGUCUUCUGGUAUUUUUUUUUAACUGAUACGCUUCUAAGAUGUGAGAUCUAUUAAAAAAGGCGCAUCAUCACUAACGUGGAAAAGUCAAUGUUUAAAAAAUGAUUCAAAAAUGAAAAUUUUUGAUUUGAAAUAAAUGGAAAUCUUUGAAAAAUUGCAAUUUUUUGAAAAAAUGAAAAUUUAUGAAAAAAAUUAAUUCUUCGAAAAUUGGAAAAAAAUUGGAAAAAUCCAAUUUUUGUAAAAAUUUUUUUUUGAAAAAAUGAACUUUUUUUGAAAAAAAUAGUGACAAUAUGAAUUUUCGAGUAUAUAUGAUUUUUUUCCAGGGACAAUAUGAUUUUUCGAGUAUAUAUGAUUUUUUUUCCAGGGACAAUAUGAUUUUUCGAGUAUAUACGAUUUUGAAAGGGACAAUAUGAUUUUAUUUCCCAGGGAAAACAGUAGUAUUAUGGAAUAAAUACACGUAUCAAUACAAGACAUUAAAA